AUGAGAGACCGCAGCCUCCAUCACGGGAGCAUCUAUCGCUUCGCUAGUCUGCUGGCCUUGGCUGGCUCAGCAUCUGCCCACUCUUGGGUAGAGUAUGCCUCCAAGAUUGCCCCCAACGGCACCCUCGUCGGCGCACUUGGUUUUCCACGAGGAUACAUGCCCCGUAGCCAGGCCGGUUGGAACGACAAGAUCCCCCAGCUCCUGCUCCCAGCACAAGGCACACAAGCCUACACCGGCAAGGAGGUUCUCAACAAGUUCCCCUUUACGGAUAAGCCUCAGCACCCGAUGCUCGAGGCCGCCCCCGGAGACCACAUCGCCAUCAUCCACCUAGAGAACGGCCACGUCUCCCUGCCGCAGAACCAGCCGAAGAAGCCCAAGAACCGCGGCACCAUCUUCCUCUACGGCACGUCCCAGCCCAAAGAGCAGGAGAAGCUCUUCGACGUCCACCUCCUGUGGAACAAGGGCGGCAGCGGCGGCGACAAGCGAGGCGUCCUCCUUGCAACUAGAAACUACGACGACGGCCAGUGCUUCCAGCCCAACACUGCGUCCAUUACGAAUGAGCGCGUGUCCAAGUACGGCGCUGAUGGAGCCAAGAACUCCCAGGAGCUGCCGUGCCAGUCGGACGUCAAGCUCCCGGAUAACCUGAAGCCCGGCAGCGUGUACACCAUCUACUGGUACUGGGACUGGCCGAACCUGGACUCCACCAAGAUUGACAUGGAGAAGACUGCCCAGGGAGCCUUUCCCUGGGCUGGGUCGUUUAUGCGCGGCGACAAGGUCCCCAACGGGUGGAAGAUGGAUGCCAUUACCCUCAACGAGAGCUACGCCAGUGUUAUUGACAUCAAGAUUGGCGAGGCGCCAAAGGGGUUUAAUGCCAAGGAUGCCGGCAAGGACGCCUGGGUUGCCAAGCAGAAUAUUUACUCCAUGGCCAUCAAGGACCAGAUGAACAAUAACUUUCAGGUCGAUGUUGAUGGGUAUGGAAAUGGCGGUGGGCAGGGCACUGCUCCUCCGCCUGCAAGUCCUAGUGCUCCUGCGUCUGCACCAGGUUCGUCUCCCUCUGGUGCACCUGUUGCUUCAGGGCCUCAGUCCCAGCCUCGCGGUAUCACCACCGUCAAGGAGACUGUUACCGUGCCGGCUACCACGCUCAUCACAACCGUCUUCCGGACUGUCACCCCCAGCCACAGCCAGGAGGAGUUGCCUCUGGAAACAACAGUCACGGUGACAACUCGCGUUCCCCCACCAGCCGUGUUUGUAACGUCUCGUCCGGGAAAUGCCUCUGGAGGUACCGGUAGUAGUCCUGAGCCCACUGGAAAGCCAGGCUACCGAGUGAAGAGAUUUUAA
Molecule: messenger RNA, 1338 nt
Organism: Pochonia chlamydosporia 170
Lineage: Eukaryota; Fungi; Ascomycota; Sordariomycetes; Hypocreales; Clavicipitaceae
Exons: 1
Coding region: 1-1338 (445 amino acids)
Source: RefSeq, a predicted model, not a curated record